Messenger RNA from Fundulus heteroclitus (mummichog), 944 nucleotides. RefSeq lists its product as uncharacterized. The record is from RefSeq and is a predicted model, not a curated record. The coding region runs from base 1 to 831 and encodes 276 amino acids. The transcript is spliced from 5 exons. Lineage: Eukaryota; Metazoa; Chordata; Actinopteri; Cyprinodontiformes; Fundulidae.
AUGCUGACAGGCUGCUCACAGGAAGAGAGCGAAGUGAGGACUUUCCUACAGUGUCUGCCUUAUAUCUCACAGCUCAGUUUGGAUGACUGCGAAGAGGAGAGCUGUGAUUCUGAUGAACAAACCGGGUUCUUGGUGGAUCUUGUCUCUGCAGCGGCAGAGAGAGAACAGCAGACGGGAGAGAAGACGCUGGAGCUGUUAGCAUCAGUCUGCAGAUUCGAAACAUUUAGUUUUCGACACGAAAAACUGGAUGAUGAUGACGAUGACAUCAAAUAUCGCCUAAACGCGCUGCUGGAUCUGUACUCCCAGGUGAAAGACUGUAGGACUGAAACAGGUCUGAGUCUCCUUCCAUCAUUACAGUCAGUUUUCCAGUCAGCUCCUGCAGUCUGGACCAUAGACCUCUCAGAGAGAAAGACCUCCAUCCUCCUGGAAGUGCUGAGACUCCAACCAGAGAAGAAACCAGUGAAGCUGACAGGCUGCUCACAGGAAGAGAGCGAAGUGAGGAGCUUCCUAAAGUGUCUGCGCUACAUCUCACAGCUCAGGUUUGAUCCUCAGACCUCAGAUCUUCCUGAACAAACUGGGUUCUUGGUGGAUCUGUUCUGUGCAGCAGCAGAAAAAGAGCAGCAGACAGGAGAGAAGAUGCUGGAGCUGCUAGCAUCAGUCUGCAGAUAUGAAACAUUCCCUUUAGAUUAUAGUGUCAGUUUUCCAGUCAGCUCCUGCAGUCUGGACCAUAGACCUCUCCGAGAGAAAGACCUCCAACCUCCUGGAAGUGCUGAAACUCCAACCAGAGAAGAAACCAGUGAUGCUGAGAGGCUGCUCACAGGAAGAGAGUGAAGUGAGGACUUUCCUGCAGUGUCUGCCUUAUAUUUCACAGCUCAGGUUUCAUCGUCAGAGAUCAGGUCUUCCUGAACAAACCAGGUUCUUAGUGGAUCUGUUCUGUGCAGCAG